AACUUGAAAGGUACGCGUCUGAGUGACAUUCUAAGCAAGUAGGGUGGGUGCAAUCGGACUGUAUUGUAUGUUGUGUAAAUCGUGUCUAUGCAUGCCAGAGCUGUAUAGCUGUAGACCGACUCUGCUGCGAGGUCAGAGUAGACUCGAGAUAGCUAUCCAGCCAUCGAAUCUCUCAGAAGUGGCCAGUCACCGCUCUGCCAAAACCACCGCGGCCAGAAACACGCGUGACGUCAAUCAGCACUUGCAUCACAACACUGUUCACCCUAUUCACCAGCACCGCACGGUCCCUCGCAAACCACGUGUCUCUCCCUCCCUCCCUCCACACCACAAUCAUCUUAUGUUUGUAUUUUCCACUGGAUAUAGUCUCCCCGAAUGGUAUAGAUUUCGCACAUCGGGGCCAUGCUCUAGUGGUUAUCGUUGUUGCCCAAAAAGCGCGGUUCUAGACGGCUUCUGUGCAAUUCCCAGGGUGAAUUCGUGUGGGUCUUUAAUUCCCCGGGUUCGACACUCGCUAAUUGGGUUACAGUUUUGUAUUUUUGGUCAUUUUUUGGGGUUUGGUGGAUUUUGGUGUUUUUGAGCUCGUUGGAGGGCUGUUGAGUGGUAGAGAUCUUUUGCUGGUGUGUAGAGAGAUGGUGAGAAGAGAGGAGAUAUGUUUUAGAUGGUAUUGGAGUGUCUUUGGUGUCUGAUAUUAGAGUUCAUUGCUAUACUGUCCUGCGCGAGCUGCUGGCUUGGGCUAUAGUUUGCUCUUGGG
Molecule: messenger RNA, 748 nt
Organism: Pseudovirgaria hyperparasitica
Lineage: Eukaryota; Fungi; Ascomycota; Dothideomycetes; Acrospermales; Acrospermaceae
Exons: 1
Coding region: 68-574 (168 amino acids)
Source: RefSeq, a predicted model, not a curated record